Chelonoidis abingdonii (Abingdon island giant tortoise) is the source of this 2878-nucleotide messenger RNA. RefSeq lists its product as uncharacterized. Lineage: Eukaryota; Metazoa; Chordata; Testudines; Testudinidae. Gene Ontology annotation, molecular function: RNA polymerase II cis-regulatory region sequence-specific DNA binding; DNA-binding transcription factor activity. The record is from RefSeq and is a predicted model, not a curated record. Gene Ontology annotation, biological process: regulation of transcription by RNA polymerase II.
UGAAAGCCCAACGGUUUCAAAUAAGGAGAAGCAUCCGCAGGAGAGGACUAAAAACAGGAGCCCCCUCAGGAAACAAAAUGAGGAAGGAGAAGUGGGAGUACGCCGAGGCAAGGUAGAAAUCUUCAUGAGUCAGGAUAAAGCCAAGAAAGUAAAACGUAGCCGGAAACAGAUGCGACACAUCCAUUCCCUGAGAAUGAAGCUUCCAUAACAUCCCAGCAGCCUGGUCCGCCAGGGCAGCCUGGGAGCAGAGCAGCGGUACAAUGGAAAUCCUUAAACUAGACGCACCAGAGAGACGGGGGCCAUGCACUGAAUAUGGGGAAAGCACUGAUCAGAUGGUAGAUCUGGCAGCCCAACGGAGAGCCCAGCAUGGCAAGCAUGAUGGAGAUGAGAAAAGUACCAUGCAGCCGGGAGAGAGAGCACGUGAGUCUGUCAAAUGUGGGAAAUGCUUUGUCAAGAAGGGGAAUCUCACAGCCCGUCAGAGAUCUCACAGGAGACAGGGCCCUGAGGAAGCCAGUGAGUGUGAGGGAAAUCCAGCAGCAACAGGAGAUCUCACAGCCCAUCAGAGACCUCUCAGGAGACAAGGCCCACAGGAACCCAAUGAGUGUGAGGGAAAUCUGACAGGAGAUCUCGUAAGACACAAGACAAGCACCACAAAAGCAGAACCAUCCCUUGGCGUGGAAGUUGAGGAAAGCCACCAGGGAGCGCUCUGCACCCCAAGGGGAGGCCUGAGGAGAAAGCGGACUCACACGUGCUCUGAAUGUGGGAAGAAGUUCAGCAAGAAAGGUAACCUCACCAAGCAUCAGCGCACCCACCGGGACGAGCAGCUGUUCAAGUGCAACCAGUGCCAGAAGAGUUUCUUUGUGAGGUCCCAGCUCUCUCAGCAUGAGAGGAUCCACACGGGGGAGCGGCCGUACAAGUGCACCGAGUGUGGCAAGCGCUUCACCCAGAAGUCCAACAUCAUCAUCCACCAGAGGAUCCACACGGGGGAGCGGCCCUUUAAAUGCGCUGACUGUGGGAAGAGCUUCAUCGACAAGUCGCAGCUCAUCACGCACCGUCGGACCCACACGGGGGAGCGACCCUUCGCAUGCAGCGAGUGUGGGAAGGGGUUCCGGCAGAAGAUCACCCUGAUCACGCACCAGAGAAUCCACACCAGGGAGGAGCCCUACACCUGUCCUCAGUGCAGCAAGAGCUUCAGCCAGAAGGCCAACCUCAUGAGGCACCAGCUGAUCCACACACGGGAGGGGCCAUACAUAUGCACCGAGUGCGGGGAGAGCUACAGUGCCAUCAGGCACCUGAAGAGACACCAGUUGAGCCACGCCGGGGAAAGGCCCCACGUGUGCACCAAAUGUGGGAAGAACUUCACCCGCAAAUCAAGCCUCAACAGGCACCAAGAGAUCCAUGCCAAUGACAGGCCAUAUGCAGUGGUGGCAGCAGAAAACCUCACCAUAGUCUAUGAGAUAAUGCAGGUCCCCCUCUAGCAGUAGGAGUGGGGUGGGGGAUGUUGAGUUGCAGUGAAAAUUUGCUCCGUGUCACCUGUAGGAGGUGCUCAGAAGCUCCCUGGAGGCUGCUUUCUCUCUUCAGUUGCAAUGGAGUCUAAAAUACCUGAAAAUCUAGCAGAGGACAAAGAGCAUGGGCUGGGUCCUUGCCGCUGUUUUAAUUUGUGUUUAUCUUGCACGGUAAUAAAUAAUCAGUCUGUGCAUUGCUUUUGGAGGGAGAGUUAGAGGAGAAGGAGGUAAGAGAAGCACUGUCCCUCCCUCUGAAGGAAUCAAGAUGACCCUCUGCAGUCUGUAGAAAACACGUUGGUCCCUAGACACCAUGGCUGCAUGAGACACAAAGAUGGGGGUCAGGCCUGGGGUGACUAAAUAUUCAGCCUCAUGCCAUGGCUCCUACCCAGAGUUACAGUCUGAGCACACAGCCUCUUCUCUGCAUUGGCAGAAAGGUUCUUGAGCACUUUCCCACCAAGGCUUCCUUGGUGGAGGAAGGAGGGUGUCUUUGUUUAAUAUAUCGUGUUAGCUUCUGGGCUCACGUAGCUGGUUUUCUCUUGCCGUCCUUGUUCUUGCUCUCAUUUCCCACAUCGCCCACACCUGCCCCAAACCCUAUUGUUCAGGCCACUCUCCAGAUGUGUCUGAAAAUAGCCCUCCUUCAUACAGCUCCCCAGUGGAUGUCCAGGCCUCAUUAGCGUGUGCUGUCUGCUGAUUGACAUAUGCUAAUAUGCGCCUAGUGGAUGUUUCUGCUUAGCCCUGAGCACCCAAGAAAUUUGCAUGGGCCCUUCUGAAAACCCCACAGAGCACUGGGUACAAGGCAGGUCCAAAACCCACCUUAAGAAAUCCCUUAAUCACCCUAAAUCCUACCGGAGUCCCUUGGAUGGGGCCCCAAAUGGCUAUUGGCAACUGCCCUGGCUUUUGAAAAUUGUCCAGUGCUCCUUAGCAAGAAAGCUGGGAUUGGAACUCUGCAACUGGUAGCAUGAAUUAGAUGGGGAUUGGUCCUGCUUUGAGCAGGGGGUUGGACUAGACACCUCCUGAGGUCCCUUCCAACCCUGAGAUUUCACUAGUCCUCACUGUAGUGCCAGUUAGAGCCAGUUAUCACUAAAGCUGUCCUCUCUUUGCAUUAAAAUGCCUUGCUUGCAGGUCGCACAAGAUCAGCGAUUUGGCUUCCAUGCACUGAUUUAGGAACCAAAAUGUUGUUAGGGUAGCUGAGAGAGACUGAUGGUCACACAGCGAUUUUCCAGCUGAUCCUUCCAUCAGGUUACACUGUAUGCUUCCAUUCCUUUUGGCAACCCUUAAACCUCUCCCACAGCCAGCUUUGUGCAAACCUCUGCUCGUGCAACUCCACUUGCAAAAGAAAGGGGCUUUUCUAAUAAACAUUCCCAGGUUACUGU